AUGGCUUCACGGCGCAGCAAAUAUUCAAUCAGCGCGUCUCUUUUCUCUUCCCGACCACCCUCUUCAAUCGUGCUUUGCCACGUGUCGUUUCAGGGCGUGGCGUACACGUACGACGAUUGCAUCUUCCACCCGCGCCACAUCAGCUUCGCCGCGUCUGACGUGGACCUGACGGGGCGCGUGACACGUGGCAUCUCCCUGCGCAUGCCACUUGUCAGCUCCCCGAUGGACACGGUGACGGAGGCGGAAAUGGCGGCGGCGAUGGCGGCGGUGGGGGGGAUGGGGUUUAUCCAUUACAACAACAGCGUGCAGGAGCAAGCGGAUUUGAUUCGGCAGGCGAAGCAGUGGCGCGUGGGAGUGGUCAACGUGCCGCCCACUCUGCCGCCCGCAAGCACUGUGCAGGCGUGGGAGGAGGUGGUGGAGGCGAGCGGGCAGGGCGCGGUGUGCGUGACGGACGACGGCAGUGCGGGCGGCAGGCUGGUGGGCGUGGUCACAAGGAACGACGUUGACUUCGUUGACUCCAGCACGGCACUGCUAUCGGACGUCAUGACGCCUCUUAAAGACCUCGUCACCGCCCCGCCCUCCUGCUCGCAGGAAGACGCCAAGAAGCUUCUCCAGGAGUCGAAGCGCAGCAGCAUCCCGCUAGUGGCGGGGGACGGCGCGCUCAAGGGUCUCCUCACGCGUGCGCUGGUGAAGCAGCAGGUCGCCCUGCCCCCCCGCGGGCCGCCCUCCCUGGCGGCGGACGGCAGGGCGCUGGUGGGCGCGGCUGUGGGCACGAGAGAUAGCGACAGGGAGAGAGUGGCGGCUCUGGUGGAGGCGGGCGUUGAUGCCGUGGUGCUGGACUCGUCUCAGGGCGACUCCUCGUACCAGCUCGCCAUGCUCGCACACUGCAAGCGCCAGUUCCCCGACCUGCAGAUUAUUGCAGGGAAUGUGGUUACCACACGGCAGGCGCGGCGGCUGAUAGAGGGGGGUGCGGACGGCAUUCGGGUGGGCAUGGGGUCUGGUUCUAUCUGCACCACCCAGGAAGUCUGCGCCGUGGGCAGGGGGCAGGCAGCAGCGGUGUUCAAGGUAGCAAGCCUGGCACACGCAAUGGGGGAGGUGCCAGUGAUAGCGGAUGGCGGGGUGAGUAACACGGGGCAUUUCAUCAAGGCCCUCGCCCUCGGCGCCUCCUCUGUCAUGGUUGGAAGCUUCCUCGCAGGCACCGAUGAGGCGCCCGGGCAAACGUACAUUCGGGAUGGUGUACGGGUGAAGAAGUACAGGGGGAUGGGGUCGCUAGCAGCGCAAAAGAAGGGCAGUGACAGCCGGUACCUGGGGGAGGGGGCGCAGCUGAAGGUGGCGCAGGGCGUGGAGGGCGAGGUGAGGGCCAAGGGGUCGCUGCUGCGCCUCCUGCCCUUCACCGCGCACGCUGCCCGCCAGGGCCUGCAGGACCUGGGCGUCCAGUCCGUGGGCGAGCUGCAUGAGGCUCUGCGGGCGGGGGAGAUCAGACUGGAGGUGAGAGGCGUGGGCAGGAAUUGGGGGGGUGGGUGGAAGAGUGGCUAG
Molecule: messenger RNA, 1536 nt
Organism: Closterium sp. Yama58-4
Lineage: Eukaryota; Viridiplantae; Streptophyta; Zygnematophyceae; Desmidiales; Closteriaceae
Source: the annotation of a GenBank genome assembly